Molecule: messenger RNA, 2580 nt
Organism: Phymastichus coffea
Lineage: Eukaryota; Metazoa; Arthropoda; Insecta; Hymenoptera; Eulophidae
Gene: alpha-PheRS
Product: phenylalanine--tRNA ligase alpha subunit
Exons: 8
Coding region: 259-2370 (703 amino acids)
Biological process (GO): phenylalanyl-tRNA aminoacylation
Cellular component (GO): cytoplasm; phenylalanine-tRNA ligase complex; cytosol
Molecular function (GO): phenylalanine-tRNA ligase activity; tRNA binding; ATP binding
Source: RefSeq, a predicted model, not a curated record
CAGCGUGAGGACACUCGAUCAUUAAUCAUUAUUAAUGUGCGUCGUCCGAUAAAUUUGCACUGUAAUCUAUUUCAUUUUUCACUACGAUUGGUCGAAAGGUGUAAAAGAACGGUUAACGUGUAAACUCUGCAUGUAACGAAAAAGCUGUAUAGACCCGGCAAUUAAUAUCAAUAAGACACGUGGUCUUUACAAGAAAUUUGUUUAGCAACGUAUGUUUGGUGUUUGCGUGAAUUCGUGUGAUUGGAAACCUGUACUACAAUGGCAACAGAAUUUAUGGAAAAAAUAUUGGACUAUCUAUCUAAGCAUGAUGAGGCGGAUUCUUUAGAUCUUGCUAAACACUUUAAUGUUGAUCAUCAGAAAAUUAUUGGUACUAUCAAAAGCUUAGAGAACUUUAAAGAUCUUUUAAAAGUUGAAGCUAACAGCCACAAAGAAUGGAUUUUAACUGAAGAAGGACAACACGUACUUGAAAAAGGUAGUCAUGAAGCUGCGGUGUACAAUGCUAUACCACCAGAUUCAGUUGGUGUUAAACAAGUAGAUAUCCUUUCAAAAGUUCCUUUUGCCAAAGUAGGUUUAUCGAAAGCUAUAGCAGCCUCUUGGGUAGAAUUAAUUAAGAAUGGUAGUGAUACUUUUAUUAAAAGAAAAGUGGAUUCUAUCUCUGACGAUAUUCAGAGGAAUUUAAAAGAAUUACAAACUUUGUCUGAUGAUUCAAAAAAAGAGUAUAAGAAAAGAAAACUAAUCAAAGAAAAUAUCAUAAAGAUUUUGGUGAUUCAGAAGGGACCAAGCUUUUCCACCAAAAUUGAAAAAGCAGAAGCUGAUCUUACUGCUGAAUUGCUGGUAAAUGAUGCUUGGAAGAAUAAGAAAUUCAAGCCUAUAAAUUUGGAUGCUCUUGGCACUCCACUUGAUGUUGGCCAUUUACAUCCAUUAUUAAAAGUUCGUACAGAAUUUAGAAAAAUUUUUCUUGAGAUGGGCUUUCAAGAAAUGCCAACCAAUAACUAUGUAGAGAAUUCUUUCUGGAAUUUUGAUGCAUUAUUUCAACCCCAACAACAUCCAGCAAGAGAUGCUCAUGACACUUUCUUCAUCUCAGAUCCUGCUUUAAGUGCAUCCUUUCCUGAAGAUUAUUUAGAAAGAGUAAAAAAAGUACACAGCGAGGGAGGCUAUGGUUCACAAGGUUAUAGGUAUUAUUGGAAAAUAGAGGAAGCUCAAAAAAAUUUGUUGAGAACACAUACAACUGCUGUUAGUGCUCGUAUGCUUUAUAAGCUUAUGAAACAGGGUAAAUUUAAACCUGUAAGAUAUUUCAGUAUUGAUAGAGUGUUCAGGAAUGAAACAUUAGACGCCACUCAUUUGGCUGAGUUUCAUCAAGUUGAAGGUGUUGUGGCAGAUUAUAAUCUCACUUUGGGAGAUUUGAUUGGCAUACUUCACGAAUUUUUUAAUAAACUUGGUAUUACAAAACUAGAGUUCAAACCUGCCUAUAAUCCAUACACCGAACCUAGUAUGGAAAUAUUCUGUUUCCAUGAAGGUUUAGGAAAGUGGAUUGAAAUUGGAAACAGCGGCAUUUUCAGGCCUGAAAUGUUACUGCCAAUGGGUUUACCAGAAAACGUUAACGUAAUUGCCUGGGGUUUAUCUCUAGAAAGACCUACCAUGAUAAAGUAUGGAUUGAAUAACAUUAGAGAUCUGGUUGGACCAAAAGUUGAUUUGCAGAUGGUUCAGGAUAAUCCAUUAUGUCGUCUUGACAAAUAUGAAAUAUCGGAAACCUCAGUAAAUCCUGGCGAAUGUUCUGUAGAUGAAUCACUUGUUGGACAACUACCAAGUAUUAAAGAUAUUGCGGAAGAUGCUGUUUUAUUCUGCGAUCCGAGGCAUCUACCUUAUUUUAUGGUGCCUUUAUAUUCACUUCUGAAAAAAGUAUUUUCUGUCCGCGUAUCAAUCCACUAUCACUCAUCGAUACCUGUAGUCUUAUCAUAUUUAAGAACUUUCUGCAAUCAUUUCACGGAUUCUAUCAAUUCUUCACUACCGGAGUUAAAGCUUGUACUUAUAUGGAAAAAAAUCGAGGACGAUCAUUCAUCUGUCUGCUCUUUACGGUACUCCAAAGAUAAUGAAAUCGUUGGUCAAGUGAAUGUGGUUCGGUGCUUCAGUAGAAUUAUUGAACGACAAAAUCCUCACCUAUUGAGAUAUGAAAGUCUUGGCGUACCUUUUGCCAAUCAGGUUGAUUUUUUGCUACGGAAGCUGGAGGAAAUUGAGCCGUUUAAUCGGCAAAGAUUAGAGACGUUAUACAGAAGAGUAAAACUUCAGGAUACAAUGAAGUUCUUUUAUGGAGAAGAACGGUGUAUAAUUGAUAUUUUUUUUGAAUCUUUGUUCGAUGUACGAAAUGUGUGAUUCCUGAAAAUAAACUGUUUUUGUGUUGAAGAUAAAGAAAAAACAAUUGUUUUUUUAAAAUAAUGAUAAAAUUUCAAAUUGUAUUAUAAAAGAGUUAUUUUUAAAUAUUUUUCAAGUACAUAAAAAUAAAUUAUAUAAUGCUCAUUCCUUAUAAAAAAGUGUUUAAAUAAUUUGAAAUAAUUUUAUAAUGCCAAAAUUUCAGUUUUUAAA